Balaenoptera musculus (blue whale) is the source of this 586-nucleotide messenger RNA. RefSeq names its product sperm acrosome associated 3 (gene SPACA3). Gene Ontology annotation, cellular component: sperm flagellum; acrosomal vesicle. The transcript is spliced from 4 exons. Gene Ontology annotation, molecular function: lysozyme activity. The record is from RefSeq and is a predicted model, not a curated record. Gene Ontology annotation, biological process: fusion of sperm to egg plasma membrane involved in single fertilization. Bases 58 to 549 code for a protein of 163 amino acids. NCBI's taxonomy places the organism in Eukaryota, Metazoa, Chordata, Mammalia, Artiodactyla, Balaenopteridae.
UCAUCUCAAAGCCCAGCUUUGAGCCAGGGUGGCGGGGUCUUCAACCCUGCCACCCGCAUGGAAGGUGGGAGCUGGGCUCCCAGAAGGUGGCCGUGCCUGCCUGGGAUCACGCUGCUGGCCUUGGCCUCUCUGCUCAGCUGCCUUCUCACCUCCGGCCAGGCCAAGGUCUACAGUCGCUGUGAGCUGGCCAGAGUGCUGCAGGAUUUCGGCCUGGAUGGAUUCCGGGGAUACAGCCUGGCAGACUGGGUCUGUCUUGCUUACUUCGCAAGUGGCUUCAACACAGCUGCCGUGGACCACGAAGCCGAUGGAAGUACCAACAACGGCAUCUUCCAGAUCAACAGCCGGAAGUGGUGCAAAAAUCUCAAACCCAAUGUCCCAAACAUGUGCCAGAUGUACUGCUCCGACUUGUUGAAUCCUAACCUCAAGGAUACUGUUAUCUGUGCCAUGAAGAUAAUUCAAGAUCCCCAGGGUCUGGGCACCUGGGAGGUCUGGAGGCAUCACUGCCAGGGCAAGGACCUCAGUGACUGGGUGGAUGGCUGUGAAUUGUAGGAUUCUCUCUGGAUGGACAGGCCAUGCAUAGCAGCUU